Microthlaspi erraticum is the source of this 327-nucleotide messenger RNA. The record is from the annotation of a GenBank genome assembly. Lineage: Eukaryota; Viridiplantae; Streptophyta; Magnoliopsida; Brassicales; Brassicaceae.
AUGAGAUCAGAUGGAAUUAAGAUUUGCGAGGAAGCAAGAUUAUGUGCGGAGAAGCUUAAGGACAAUAUGAAUCAGAAUCUUAAGGCCAAAUAUCAGCAUUUGGUUUUCAUUUUAUCUCUCUCUCCAGUGUGCUUCGCUUUAUGGUGUUCUCGUGACGUCUUAACAGAUUCUUUCGGAGAUGACAAGAAAUUCUUCGAAAGUGUUUCAUACUGUUCAAAUGGCCUUGCAAAGAUGCACAGACUUGGCAAAGUGAAAGCUCUUUCAAGUUUGACACAUGAGCUGAGGUUAAUUAAAUCGCCUGCGGAACUCAAGUUGAUGAGAGGGUAA